Peromyscus californicus insignis is the source of this 4948-nucleotide messenger RNA. RefSeq lists its product as uncharacterized. The transcript has 4 exons. The coding region runs from base 3728 to 4519 and encodes 263 amino acids. The record is from RefSeq and is a predicted model, not a curated record. Gene Ontology annotation, cellular component: plasma membrane. NCBI's taxonomy places the organism in Eukaryota, Metazoa, Chordata, Mammalia, Rodentia, Cricetidae.
UGAUGGUGCAUGCCUGCAGUCCCAGCACUUAGAGGCAGGAGGAUUGCAUUGAAUUUGAGCCCAUCUUGGACUACUGAGUGAGAGGCUAUCUCAAAAUAAUAACAACAAAAACAACAAUAGAAAACAUUCUGCUCUUUCCCCUUAACUUUCUUUUGAUGAACUUCAGAGGAAAAACUACUCACAAACUUUGUUUAUUAUACAAACACCCACAUUAUUAGAUUUUAUUUUUAUAUCUGUUUGUUUUAAGGUUCGUUUAUAUUUUCUUUUUCUAAAAAAUUCUAUUUAUUAAUGUACGUUUGUGUUUUGCUUGCAUGUAUGUCUAUGUGAACUGGAGUUACAGACAGUUGUGAACUGCCAUGUGGGUGCUUGUAAUUGAACCUGGGUCCUCUGGAAGAGCAGCCAGUGUUCUUAACUGCUGAGCCAUCUCUCCAGACCCUAUUUAUAUUUUCUUAUGUGUAUGUGUGAGUGCCUGUGUGUUUGUAUGUGCGCCAUGUGCCUGCAGUACCUGUAGAGGCCAGAAGAGGGUGUCAGAUUCUCUGGAUCUGCACUGAUAGGCAGUUGUGAGCCUCCUGGCUGAGAGUGUUGAGAGCCGAACCAUCGUCCAUUGCAAGAGCAGUAAGUGCUCUUAACUGCUGAGCCAACUCUCCAGCUCCACAUUUAUUUACUUAUUUAUCACAUCUAUUUACUUAUUUAUCUGUGUGUGUGUGUGUGUGUGUGUGUACCACAGAGAGUGUUUGGAGGUCAGAGGACAACUUCUCAGAAUCAAUUUCUCCUUCCACCAUGUGGAUUGUAGGGACUGGGCUCAGGUUAUUGGCCUCGGUGGGGAAAACCUCCACCUUGUUGAGUGCUACCUUGUUGGCCCUCGAUUGAUUGAUUGAUUGAUUGUCCUAUUGUUUAGUCCUGGCUGGCCCUAAAUCUAUUAUGUAGCCCAAGUUGGUUUUAAAUUCAUAACAAUCCUCCUGCAUCAACUUCUCAAGUGCUGAGAUCACGGACAGGUGCCACUAUGUCAAGCUUGAUCAUAUUUCAGUGAUUAUGUAAAUAUUGAGGAGCCAGGUGCUAUUCUUUUGUUUGCUUGUUGUUUUGAGCCAGAGUCUCUUUACAUAGACCUGGCUGGCCUGGAACUCACUAUGUAGACCAGGCUGGCUUUGAACUCACAGAGAUCUGCCUGCCUCUGCCUGCCGAGUAUUGGGAUUAAAGGUGUGCACCACUAUGCCUGGCCUUAGUAGAUGUUAAUUUUUUUAUUUUUACAAGUCAAAGGUGAAUUUUGAGAUGUGCCUGACUGUACGAUGCAUUCCAAUUUUAAGGGUGUUAAAACUGCAUCUUUGAGCCAGGCUUGGUAAUCCUGGCACUUAGGCAGAGGCAGGAAGAUCACUUUGAGUUCAAGGCCAUCCUGAUACGCAUAGUGAGUUCUAGGUAGGCCAAAAUUACGUGGUAGACCCUGUCUCGACACCAAAAUCUAAGAGAAAUCUGCAUUCUAAAAUGGCACAAAGUGUGUUAUAUUCCAUUGUUGAGAUACUUUUUUUGGCUACUGGAACCAAAUUUCAAAAUGCAACAAUGGUGGUUUAAAUCAUAAACACUUGCUGGACUAGCCGGCGCACUCCUGAAUACCAGGACUAAGUAUGCUGAGGCAGAAGGAUCUCCAGAAUGUCAAAGUGAGUCUGCUCUACCUAGUGAGUUCCAGACCAAUAUUGAAAUCGUAUUUAAACACAAACAAAGAAACAACCACAAACAGAACAAAACAAAAUCCAGGUCAGUAAGCUGGCUCAGCAGGUAAAUGCGCUUGGUGCCAAGCCUGCGGACCUGAGUUGGUUGAUGAUUGGAACCCACAUGGUGGAAAGAGAGAGCUGACUCCCUUAGGUUUUUUUCCUGACCUCUACACGUAUUCUACGGCACUCAUGUUCCCCCUUCCUAACUACACAAAUAAAGAAAUAAAUGUGAAAAGAAACAAACACAAACAAACCCUCAGACCAAAACCACAAAGUCAAGGCUGGAGCCAUAGCUCAGUAGAGUAUCCAUUUAGCAUAAAGCCCUGGGUUCCAUCCUAGCCUGACAUAAACCAGGCAUUGCCUGUCAUCCCUGGAGAUCAGAAGUAUAAGAUGAUCCUAAGGUACAUAUCAAAGUUAGCCCAGCCUGAGCUUAUGUGAGAUCCUUUCUCAAGAAACAGCAACCAGAAAAUGCCAAACACACCUCCAAAAGCCCCAUUAAGAGUUCAUCUUGGGAGCUGGAUAUGGUGGUGCACACCAUUGAUCCUAGAACUUAGGAGGCAGAGGCAGGUGGAUCUUUGUGAGUUCCAGGUCAGACAGGUCUACAGAGUAAAUUCAGGCCAGUCAGACCUACAUAGGGAAGCUCAGUCUCAAAAAAAUUAAAAAAUCAAGAGUUCAGCCUGGGUUCUGUUAUAGAAAAGGAGGAAUACAUAUCCUUUGCUACCUACUUACUGUGUGCCUGCUGCAUGUUUCAGACAUAUCCCCUCCUGUUGGAUAUCUAGAUUAUUUCAACUCUCAUAGCAUUUAUCACAUUUGAUCUGGGUGUGUGAUCCACUCCAAGAAGGUCAGGCCAGCCUGAAUCCAGACCAGCUGAGGAGUGAUCAGUUGGCCACCAAGCUCUUCUCCGAGUCCUAGACUCCUUAGACUCUGCCUAAGUUCUUCUGAAAACUACAUUGUUCUCUUCUAUAAAGGAUGAGAAAGGAGUUACCAUUUCUGGUCCCAUUAAUGCACACAUCUGUUCAUGCACACAUUCAUCCAUUCAUGAGCUCAUUCAUGCGCUCAUUCAUUUAUGUAUCCACUCAUGCAUUUGUUUCCAUUAAUUCAUGUGUCCACUUACGCAUUCGCUCAUGUGUGCGUUCAUGGAUGCAUACAUCCAUUCAUACAUUCAUUUAUUUACUCCUUUUAUUUAACAAGCACCACAGCCUCUCUGCUAAGUGAUGGGAGUACACCCGAGAACAAAAUAGAUAUGUUUCCCACACUCAUGAAACACUGUUUCAGAGGAUUGGUGAGGGGAAAAACAAUUAGCAAGUAAUUCAUUGUAAAUCUGUGAUUUGCCAGUGAAGGAGAUGUACCUCACACCAUGGAAACAUCUAACAGAUUGACUGAGCAGGAACAGAGAGUUCUGGGGACUGAGUAUGGGCUGAGCUCAGGGAAGGAGAUGGAAAGAAGAGAAAUUGAAGGGUAGGUGGUUGUGGAAGGCCAGGAAAAAGUGAGCAAUGAAGGCUGGGGCAGUGGCUCACUCAGGAGAGCGCAGGCAGGGCUUGUCAGAGCCCCAGGUUCCAUCCCCAGCACCACAUAAACCCAAAAUGUUGGUGCACACCUGCUAUCCUAGUACUUGGGUGGUAGAGGAAGAAGGAUCAGGAGUUCAGGGUGGUCCUUGGCUCUCUAGUGAGUUAGAAGCCAGCUUGGGCAACACGAAACCUUGUCUCAAAACAAAAGCAAAACCCAAAUCCAAACCCAUGAAAUUGUCCCAAGGAGAGGCAUACUGCAUUGAGGCCCCUGGGUCAGGCAGGUCUUAGAGGUAGGAGAAGCCCCGUGGAGACACACAAGGAACAGGGGAGCGGACUUGAGAUGGGACUUGGUGAAUGUGUGGUGGUCCGGCAUUGAGUUGGGGUAAGCAGUGGGGCAGUAAUGCAUCCAAAAAGGCCAGUGUGAAUGGAAGGAGUUGAAGUGGUGUUGGAGGUGAACUGGGAACAGCUUCCACAGGAGGUGGUGGGAGGUGGGAGGCAGAAGUGAAAGUGAGGAUGAGGCUAGAGGUUGGUAUGCAGCGAGGUAGUGGAGGAAGAUCCAGGUCCCCAGAACUUUCUCCCUCCCCAGGUGACCUGUUCUGUUCCUGGGAGGAGGACCGAAAGGUGGUCCUGCGUGGCUGGUCCCUCGUCUUCAUCUCCCUGGCAACCUUGUUGGUGUUCAGCGUGGUGGAUGGGCAGAUGGCCUAUGUGCACGGUCCUUACACUGGCUUCAUCGGCCUCUGGAUUGACUGCAGGAGGCACAAGUGUGCCAACACAGGCCAAGUCACUGUUUACAUUCACAUGAGCAAGGGCUUCAUGUUUCUGGCCCUGGCACUGUGCCUCAUUCUCCUGCCCACCAUGUUCCUCUCCUUCCGGCCAGUCUGCCGCCGCUUGAACAAGAUUGACUACAUCUUCAGUUUCCUCAGCAUUGGCGUCGGGCUCCUGAUUCUCCUCAGCCUGAUGCUCUUUGUCAUCAACUGCAAUAGGCUGCGUCUGAGGCCACAGGUGUCCUACCUGCUGGUCUUCUACCUGUGCUGGUGUGCCAGUGUCUUGAUGCUGUGGGCCGGAACUCUAUCCUUCCUCAACCAAGUGCGGAGGGGGAGCUACAGUACGCCUAUCAUGGAGCGGAGGGUCAGCUACUUCCGUUGGGCCUUGAGACACCAAUCCCAGCAGCAGUCCAAUUUGGACCAGAGCUUGGAGUCCAUCCAGAACCAGUCUGCUGCAACUUCUCAGGACACUGGGAAGUCCCGGCAGCCAGAUGCCUCCACCUCUGUCCCUGUGACUCCGUCACCAUCAGACCUCCCUUGAGGUUCCAUGCUUCCCAUGAGAGCAGGCAGCACCCUCGGGAGGCAGGCGGCAAGCCCCGCUCCCCUGCGCAAGGACCCACCCCUUGAGGGCUGAGUCUUGGCAAGGAAACCACUCUGGAAGUCCUCCAAUACUUCUGGCUGUGGCUAUGUCCCUCUGAGCAGGCACUGGUCCAUGGUCCCAAGCAGCCAGAGCGGGGUGGGAUGAUCGCCCCACAGGCCACGCCCCUAAGCUGCUCUCCAACCUUUGGUCCAGCCCCACCCAAGGAAUCCCCUCCAGGGGCCCCAGGCGGACACUCUGCAGCCCAGCCUUGGGGACAGUCCCCACCCCUCUGUGGACAGACCCCUCCCAGAAAGUCAAGGCUUGAUAUAACAUCCCGCCUUCUUCCUGGCUUCCCCGACUCAAUAAAACCAGGUCGGCAGUCCAAAAUUC